Molecule: messenger RNA, 618 nt
Organism: Rhinichthys klamathensis goyatoka
Lineage: Eukaryota; Metazoa; Chordata; Actinopteri; Cypriniformes; Leuciscidae
Exons: 5
Coding region: 1-618 (205 amino acids)
Source: RefSeq, a predicted model, not a curated record
AUGGCUAAGCAGGUGACGUUGGAGAUUGUGUAUUUGUGGAUGGUGACCGUGGAGAGCACACACUUCCAGGGAUGGUCCAAACAGCUAAAGAUCCUCCAGCAUCUGUUGGUUUGUGUUUCAGGUGUUUCUGCUGCUGAUAUAGAUGAAGUGAAGAAAAACGAGGGAGAAUCUGUCACUUUUGAUCCUCCUGUGGCAAGACAACUAAAUUAUGUGAUGACGUGGUAUUUUAAUGACACUCUCAUCACUGAAAUCACUGGAGAUCCAAAUAAAACCUGUACAGAUGUUCAGUGUAAUGAAGGCACUGAGAGAUUCAGAGACAGACUGAAGCUGGAUCAUCAGACUGGAUCUCUGACCAUCACACACACCAGAAACACAGACUCUGGAGAAUAUAAACUAGAGAUCAACAUCAUCAACAGCAGCUUCAGCAUCACUAGAGUGAAGAGAUUCAGUCUUACUGUCAUUGAUGUUCCAGGUUCAGGUCUGUCUUCAGGAGCUGUAGCAGGAAUAGUUGUUGCUGUUGUUCUGCUGGUGUUUGCUGCUGUAACUGCUGCUGUGAUUUACUAUCGUCACCACAGGACCUAUGCACCAGCAGCACAGAGUGAGAAUGAUGGCUUGUGA